GAGCCAUUUUGGUCCCACCUAAAACACACAGACCCGCUUCUUCACUUUGGGCCGCCGGAGAUGGAAGAAACCGAGCCGACGGCGAGUAUUUCAGUCGGCCAAACCUUCUGAACACCCCCGAGAAACAUCCCCUGGUGACACUCGACGCCAUGGCUCGUUUCUAGACGGAGUCGUUCAGAGGAAAAUAAGAAAAAGCCUGUGGCGAUUUUUUUUUUUUUUUUUUUUUUUUUUUUUUUUGGAAGUGGCUGCCGACAGCGCCUUUACUUUAGUUAGCUUCACUGACUCGAACCCCAAAACGGACAGACGGACACUGAUUUGUGGAGUCUAAACGUGUGCUCUUUAGUGUUUUUUUUUAAUUAAUAUUUUUGUACCAUUGUUUGUUAGAAUUCAUCUCCCUUCAACAGUUCAAGUGCUCGGCUUCUCUAACACGUCCGGUCUGGUUUUGAAAAUUGUCACGAUCCAUGCUGAGAGGGCUGCAAAAGCGAAGCAAUAAUCUCUCGUCUUUCUCAAGAUUUCGGACUGAAGACGGAGGAUUUUUUUUUUUUUUUUUGUAUUUUUUUUUAUUCCUGUGUGGACAUCACACGGCAACCGGCUGAAGAAGGACGAAUAAAAGAUGUCAACAAAAACUCCUUUACCGACGGUCAACGAGAAGGUGACGGAAAGUCACACGUCUCACAGUAAUGGCCGCCAGGAGAUCAGCACCACGCGCUCGGGUCGGACCGGCGUACGAUCCCGCAGCUCCGAGGAGCCGCAGCCGCCGCACGUCGGCAACUACCGGCUGCUCAAGACCAUCGGCAAAGGAAACUUCGCCAAGGUCAAACUGGCCCGACACAUCCUCACCGGCAGAGAGGUGGCAAUUAAGAUAAUAGACAAGACACAGCUGAACCCAAACAGCCUUCAGAAGCUCUUCAGAGAAGUUAGAAUAAUGAAGAUCCUGAAUCAUCCCAAUAUAGUCAAGCUUUUUGAGGUGAUCGAGACGGAGAGGACGCUCUACCUGGUGAUGGAGUACGCCAGCGGAGGAGAGGUGUUCGACUACCUGGUUGCACAUGGAAGAAUGAAGGAAAAAGAGGCCAGAGCUAAAUUUAGACAGAUCGUGUCGGCGGUGCAGUACUGCCACCAGAAGCACAUUGUUCACAGAGACCUCAAGGCGGAGAACCUGCUCCUGGACGCCGACAUGAACAUCAAGAUCGCAGAUUUCGGCUUCAGCAACGAGUUCACUAUGGGCAACAAGCUGGACACGUUCUGCGGCUCGCCGCCCUACGCGGCGCCGGAGCUUUUCCAGGGGAAGAAGUACGACGGGCCGGAGGUGGACGUCUGGAGUCUGGGGGUGAUACUGUACACGCUGGUCAGCGGCUCGCUGCCCUUCGACGGACAGAACCUGAAGGAGCUGCGGGAGCGCGUGCUCAGAGGGAAGUACCGCAUCCCUUUCUACAUGUCCACAGACUGCGAGAACCUCCUCAAACGCUUCCUGGUGCUCAACCCGGCCAAGCGGGGUACUCUCGAGGUGAGGGAGGACGCAGAAAAUCAAAUCAUGAAGGAUCGAUGGAUCAACGCAGGAUUUGAUGAGGACGAACUCAAGCCUUACACUGAACCCGAGCUGGACAUCACGGAUCAGAAGAGAAUAGAUGUGAUGGUGGGGAUGGGCUACAACCUGGACGACAUCCAGGACUCUCUGGCCAAGAUGAAGUACGACGAGAUCACAGCCACAUACCUGCUGCUGGGCAGGAAGGCCUCCGAGCUGGAGCCCAGCGAGUCGGCCUCCAGCAGCAACCUCUCUCUGGCCAAACCCAGGCCCAACAGCGAACUCAACGGCCAGUCGCCCUCACACCUCAAGGUCCAGAGGAGCGUCUCGUCCAACCACAAACAGAGACGCUACAGCGAACAAGUCGGUCAGAACGUUCCUCCGGGGAUGGCUCAUCCGAAGAGGAGUCAGACCACGACGACGGACGGCAGCGCGAAGGAGGAAGGUGGAGUCCAGCUCCGCAAACCGGGCACCCCGGGGAGCCGCGGCGCUCCGCCCUCCAGCCCUUUAAUGGGCAACGCCAACAACCCCAACAAGGCCGACAUCCCCGACCGCAGGAAAGGAGCCACCACCGGUCCGGCUAAUAACACCGCUUCGGCAGGUAUGACCAGGAGGAACACGUACGUCUGCAGCGACCGGAACAACACCGACCGCCUCUCGGUCAUCCCCAACGGGAAGGAGAACAGCAUGACUGAGGUGGCUUGUGCCACUAGCCCCUCCUCCUCUGCCUUUACGGCCGCUUCGCUCGGUGCCUCGUCCGGUUCGGUGCGGCUGAGGCAUCAAACCGUCGGCCCUUUGUACGCUUGCCAGGCAGGCUGGGCCACGCUGCCCCACUCCUACUACGCUCUGGACUACUGCUCGCCCAACGUCGCCGUGUCGCCCAGCACCCAGAGGAACCCGGUGGCGUCGACCCACAGCAUCACCAACGCCACUACGCCCGACCGCCUCCGCUUCCCGCGGGGCACCGCCAGCCGCAGCACCUUCCACGGCGGCCAGCUGAGGGACCGGCGCACGGCCACGUACAACGGGCCGCCGGCCUCGCCCACCCUCUCCCACGACGCCACCCCGCUCUCCCAGACACGCAGCCGGGGAACCAGCAACCUCUUCUCCAAACUCACCUCCAAACUGACCCGCAGAAACAUGUCAUUCAGGUUUACCAAAAGAGUCUCAACCGAGUUUGAGAGAAACGGGAGACUUGAGGGCUCAAGUCGCCAUGUACCUGGGGAUCAAAAAGGGGAAAAUAAAGACGGUAAACCCCGCUCCCUCAGAUUCACUUGGAGUAUGAGGACCACCAGCUCCAUGGAGCCCUGCGACAUCAUGCGGGAGAUUCGCAAGGUCCUCGACGCCAACAACUGCGACUACGAGCAGCAGGAGAGUUUCCUGCUCCUUUGCGUCCACGGAGACGGGCGAGCCGAGAACCUGGUGCAGUGGGAGAUGGAGGUUUGCAAGCUGCCCCGGCUCUCGCUCAACGGCGUCCGGUUCAAGCGGAUAUCCGGCUCAUCCAUCGCUUUCAAAAACAUUGCUUCCAAAGUUGCCAACGAGUUAAAGCUAUGAACAAAAGGGUUUCAAAAUAUAUAUAUAUAUAUAUAUACAUACAUAUAUAUAUAUAUAUGUUAAAAAAAGUAUAUAUAUAUAUCUAGAAGUAUUUAAGCUGUACAAUCAUACAAGUAGCAGUUUCCAAAUGUCUCCUUUUUUUAAACAAGAAAUACAGAGUAUGUAUUGAAUAUUAAAAUGUAUAGAUUAAGGCUUUUUUGGCAAUAAUCACUGAAUACUAAUAUCUCAGUCUGUUCUGGCCGCGCGGAGGGAAAGGUCGACAUUAACGACUUGAUUUGUUGUCAUGCUGUGAAUGUGGACAAAAGAAAAAAAAAGCAUUUCCUGGUCUUAUUUAUUUCAUCUUAAUUUUUUUUUUUUUUU
Molecule: messenger RNA, 3436 nt
Organism: Mugil cephalus (flathead mullet)
Lineage: Eukaryota; Metazoa; Chordata; Actinopteri; Mugiliformes; Mugilidae
Gene: mark3a
Product: MAP/microtubule affinity-regulating kinase 3a
Exons: 19
Coding region: 614-3076 (820 amino acids)
Biological process (GO): intracellular signal transduction; protein phosphorylation
Cellular component (GO): cytoplasm; plasma membrane
Molecular function (GO): protein serine/threonine kinase activity; ATP binding
Source: RefSeq, a predicted model, not a curated record